Molecule: messenger RNA, 5385 nt
Organism: Tupaia belangeri chinensis (Chinese tree shrew)
Lineage: Eukaryota; Metazoa; Chordata; Mammalia; Scandentia; Tupaiidae
Gene: CELF1
Product: CUGBP Elav-like family member 1
Exons: 14
Coding region: 16-1560 (514 amino acids)
Molecular function (GO): RNA binding
Source: RefSeq, a predicted model, not a curated record
GGAGAGAGUGAGGUGAUGGCCGCGUUUAAAUUGGAUUUCCUUCCAGAAAUGAUGGUGGAUCAUUGCUCUUUGAAUUCCAGUCCUGUCUCAAAAAAAAUGAACGGCACCCUGGACCACCCAGACCAACCAGAUCUUGAUGCCAUCAAGAUGUUUGUGGGCCAGGUUCCAAGGACCUGGUCUGAGAAGGACUUGAGGGAACUAUUCGAACAGUAUGGUGCUGUCUACGAAAUCAACGUCCUAAGGGAUAGGAGCCAAAACCCUCCUCAGAGCAAAGGGUGCUGUUUUGUUACAUUUUACACCCGUAAAGCUGCACUAGAAGCACAGAAUGCUCUCCACAACAUGAAGGUCCUCCCAGGGAUGCAUCAUCCUAUACAGAUGAAACCUGCUGACAGUGAGAAGAACAAUGCAGUGGAAGACAGGAAGCUGUUUAUUGGUAUGAUUUCCAAGAAGUGCACUGAAAAUGACAUCCGAGUCAUGUUCUCUUCAUUUGGACAGAUUGAAGAGUGCCGGAUAUUGCGGGGACCUGAUGGCCUGAGCCGAGGUUGUGCAUUUGUGACUUUUACAACAAGAGCCAUGGCACAGACAGCUAUCAAGGCAAUGCACCAAGCACAGACCAUGGAGGGUUGCUCAUCCCCCAUGGUGGUAAAGUUUGCUGAUACACAGAAGGACAAAGAACAGAAGAGAAUGGCCCAGCAGCUCCAGCAGCAGAUGCAGCAAAUCAGCGCAGCAUCUGUGUGGGGAAACCUUGCUGGUCUAAAUACUCUCGGACCCCAGUAUUUAGCACUUUAUUUGCAGCUCCUUCAGCAGACUGCCUCCUCUGGGAACCUCAACACCCUGAGCAGCCUCCACCCAAUGGGAGGGUUAAAUGCAAUGCAGUUACAGAAUUUGGCUGCACUAGCUGCUGCAGCUAGCGCAGCCCAGAACACACCAAGUGGUACCAAUGCUCUCACUACGUCCAGCAGUCCCCUCAGCGUACUCACCAGUUCAGCAGGGUCUUCACCUAGCUCCAGCAGCAGUAACUCUGUCAACCCCAUAGCCUCACUUGGAGCCCUGCAGACGUUGGCUGGAGCAACAGCUGGUCUCAACGUUGGCUCUUUGGCAGGGAUGGCUGCUUUGAAUGGUGGCCUGGGCAGCAGUGGCCUUUCCAACGGCACCGGGAGCACCAUGGAAGCCCUCACUCAGGCCUACUCGGGGAUCCAGCAGUAUGCUGCUGCGGCACUGCCCACUCUGUACAACCAGAACCUGCUGACCCAGCAGAGUAUCGGUGCUGCCGGAAGCCAGAAGGAGGGUCCAGAGGGAGCCAACCUCUUCAUCUAUCACCUGCCCCAGGAGUUCGGAGACCAGGACCUGCUGCAGAUGUUUAUGCCCUUCGGGAAUGUCGUGUCUGCCAAGGUUUUUAUAGAUAAGCAGACAAACCUGAGCAAGUGUUUUGGUUUCGUAAGUUACGACAAUCCUGUUUCUGCUCAAGCUGCCAUCCAGUCCAUGAACGGCUUUCAGAUUGGCAUGAAGCGGCUUAAAGUGCAGCUCAAACGUUCGAAGAAUGACAGCAAGCCCUACUGAGCGUGCUCCCCUCUUGAGACUGGAGUGAGAGGGUCUUCUGGCACAGCUUGCCCUGAAGACUCGGCUACUGCCUUCUGUGGGAGUUUCGCUUCGUACAGAGGACAAGUUUGUGCUUUGGUUUCCAGUGUUUUACUUUGGAGUUUAGGUGCCAUAUCCUAAGUUUUUUUUUUUUUUUCCUUUAUUUAAAGUUUGCUGUGUUUGUAACCAGUGUGUGUUGAGAAGGACCAACACCAAACCACCCUGGUUGGGGGGGUCACUGGGGAAACAUUUUACAAAGAUCAGAAUUGGCCCCAAACCACCCUGAGAGAGGAUUGAGUGGAACAAAAAACCAACCCCCAGAAUCUCCCUGACUGCAAGGGUGGUUGAGAUGAAAACUGACAUCCAAGAACAGUGGGGAGCAGAAGAGAGUGGGUUGGCUUGGGAGGAAGUGAAUUGACUCCUAUGCCCUGGCAGCUGGGGGGAAACUCCUCCAUAGCUGCAUUCUGUGGAAACUGUGGGGGUUUUUUUUUGUUUUCUUGUUUGUUUGCUUUUUGGAUUUUCCUUUUCUUUCUUUUUUUUUUUUCUUUGCCACCUGUUUCUCAGAUUUUUGUCCUGGGUUUUUGCCCCUCUUUUAUGAAAAGGGGUUAACAGUUCUCUGGAAGUAAAUUAGCCUGACAUAUGCAAAAAGCAGGGAUGCAUCGCACAUUACCAGCUUCCCCAGCCUAUUGAUAUUAGAUUGGCCCUGCCUGGCUGGUAGCUGUUUGGGAGAAGCAGCCACAGAGAUAAUUUUCAGUUUAUUUCUAUACCAAAUUAGACUGUGGCCUAUUUCCAACAAGACCCUUUAACAAAGGCCACUAUGGAAGACGUCGCCUGGUUUCCUUCCUUGUAGCUCACCUACAGCAAGGAACAUCACCUCCAUUUCAAGCCACAGUUUAUCAAGAGGGCACAUCUAAGAAGGGCUUGCAGUAUCUAGUAAAAGGGAUACUUCUCCUGGGCCGAAUGAUCAAAAGCCAUUAAAUUAGAGGAGGAGGAUGCUGCUAGAUGGACCUGAAUCAGAGGGUCUCUUCAAGCCAGGCUGCCACAAUUUCCAGUGGCUAGAACCUAGUACUUAAGAGGAUUCAGAAAUCCAUGCCAGCCCCCUUAUUAAAGUGUCCCAGAUGAAGUAUUCCCGCAGAGGUCUGACAGGUCCAUCUUCUAGCUACUCCAACCCCAUCCAUCUUUUGCUCUUGGGGAUAGAGGAGACAACAGGACGUUUACAGCCUCUGUAUGGACUUCGUGUUCAUUUACCUCAGUAGUAGUAUGUUCGUUUUUGUCCUUGUGCGUACAGUUAGCUCCCUGCUGCCUCCCACGGGUCUCCCUCCAGCUCUUGCCUGUGACCCACACAGCUCCAAGAAGUGCCGUGGAGGUGGGGAGCCAAGAAGGACAUAGGCUGUUGGGAAUGAACACCUGGGCAGAAGUAGCCCUGUCGGGACGUGACUAUUAGCCCUGGGCCCCUGGAGUCUUAAACCUCACAAAUUGCAGUCUCGACCUCUCCUAGCAGCAGAGAUAAGAAGAAAGGGGUUGGUUUGCUAUUAAAUCAAAUGAGGCCUCUCUCUUUGCCAUCUGUUCCUGUGGGUAACAGACAGGGAUUGACCGUCGUGCUGUUGUACAGGUAGUUGGUGGUGUUGGAUUAUCCCAUUGAAGCUGGAACAGCUGUUCCCUUCUCAUAGUGAUUGAUAACUUGGGUCUGUUGUCCUCUAAGAAACGUGAAACAUACACUUCUUAAGCUGAACCACGUAAACUUGAAUUCUGCGCACUGGGAGAAAUGUGUCCUGUGUUUCAAAGGAUAAAACUGUUCUAAAGGCUUCCAGGGUCAUGAUGGGAUUUUUUAAAUAAAUGCAAAAAAAUAAAAAUAAAAAAAAAAAAGAAAACAAAAAAAGAAAAAAACGCUAGGUUGGGGAGGCACUGUUCUGAAUCCCAACCAGCUGGAACCAAGAAUGUUGUUUCUAUUUUUAUAGAAGUUUUAUACAGCUCCGGGGUGGAGAAUAUUUAUUACCUAAAUUAUAUCUCUGGAAAAGGCCAGGAUUUUGUAGAAUCCAGAAUGUGAUUGUUGUACACACAGGGUGCUGUGUAUGAUUGAAACUACUGACUUUCUGUGGCCGUUUGCAGCCCAGCUAACCUGCCCUAGGGGAAGGCGUCAGUGCUGUGAGCUGGCAGAGGAGGGAGCUGUGCUCAACAGGGUGCUGCGCUGCUGUGCUCCCUCACCUCUGUUCUGUCUUCCUUCUGGGCCAGAACUCUGCUUCCUUCAUACUCCCUUUCUCUCCCUUCCCCCAUUUACCAUUUUUCUGUCCAGGGAUUUGUCCUGGGCUCUGGGACCUUACAAAACUCGUUUCUUAAUGACAUCAGAGGCAAAGGUGCAGUCCACCUGCCUUUGAUACGAGACCCUGAGGCUUCAUACCUGCUUGUGGGUUCUGUCUUCUAAAAGAAGCACUCACCCCAGCAGGGUCCUGGGCUGCUGAAGCAGCCAGCUGGUGAGACCAUGCACUUCCCGUUUCCCUCCCCUGCCCAGUGAGUUAGACAGUAGCGGCACUGCCCUUGAGCACAGUUCUCUCCCCAGGCCAAAGAUGGUUUGUGCAGAAGCUGCUCCCCUACAAGUCUCACGGUGUGAAAGGGCUCAGCUCGGAGAGUGGAGACUGGCAGUCAAGUCUUAAGCAAUCCUUUUUGUUGUGUGGAGGUUUCACUUACGUUGUGUUUCUGCUGUAGUUUUGUUUCUGAUUUGGGUUACAUCAUGAAAUUGAUUUGCCUUGAAUGCAGCCCAGACCACUGUCUCCUGGUUUCCACAUAAGUGGCCAGGGCCUGCGUGGAAGCUAAGAGCUUGGAUUUCUGGUGAUAAAAGGUCAUCGCCAUAGGAUGGAGCAGAAAUCCUGGCCCUCUUCUCUAAAGAAUUCUCCCUGCCCCAGCCAGCAUCUUCCACUUGCCUCUGGGUCCUGCCCAGGGAGUGGGGAGAAAGGCUGAGGGCUGCUCCCCAGGGGCCGCCUUCGCUUCCGCAGUUGGCGCUUUGCAGGAAAUCCAAGCCUUAGGUUCCCUUCUGUCUCUGGCAGUGGAUGUUUUCUUGGUGUUCUCCAUGUCCUUUUUGACUUUUUUCCCUGUGUCCAUUGUUAGCAUGUGCAAAAGUUCCCUGUCAUUACCCGACCCCCUGGCCCGCCCCGCCUCCUCAUUCAGGGCUGUACACAGUGAGUGUUCCUGUUCUCUCUCUCUUUGUUUGGAUGUAUUGCUCUGUGUAACUCAGUGGGUCUCCCUCUUUCUGGUUUGUUUUUUUUUCUAGAUUCCUGCCGUUUGUUCAUCGUUGUGCCUAAAGCAUGUCGAUGUGGCGUCAAGUACAUCGUCCAAAUCCCUGUCUCUUCAGCUUCUCUGAUGCUUGAACUCUCACCUUUGACCUUGUGUUGACCUUUGAUGCUGACGUGUAUUUUUAUUAUGUUUGUUUCUUUCUUUGUUUUUCUUUUUUCUUUCCUCUUUUUUUUUUCCCUUUUGUGCUGCCAAAUUGGUUUUGCUAGAACGACUGCUGAAGGGGAAAUAUUUAAACUUGCAUUUGAAUAUAAAAAAAUCUAUUUUUCUAGAACUUCAUAAGAUAACCACUUGAUUUUGUGAUUCCAAUUCUUUGUAAUUGUCUUCAGAGCAGCCCUACUAGCACAUACCGCGUGGUGUUUGUAUUUCUGUGAACACACAGCCAGUCCGUUUCUAGGCUUUGUUUCUCUGUGUGCUUAGUUUUAAAGACAACUUUGAAGUAAACAAUGAAAUAAAAGAUGUCACUAAAACCUUUAAGGCUCCUGAGCACAUUUUGCUGAUCUAGUUUGUGGGGCUUGAGGA